AUGUUAGUCCAAGAUUUUGGGAAAAAGGAUGUGGCCAGUCCAUCCAAUUCAAAGUAAGAUACUUUUAUGUUUCAUCUGGUAAACUAUUAUUUUAGGCAAUACUUUUUUUUGUUAAUUAUUGCAAAAGUUUUGCGAUGCUUUGGUAUCUUCCUUUCACAUUUUCUGGCGAAACAGGUCCACGUUGUCACGUUGUUAUGGCUGAUGAAGAUUAUGUGAGUACGCAAGGAUUUUUUUUUUGAUUUUAAGUUUAGGGCUUCAUCUAUUCUUGUGCCGUUACAAAAGCCGUUUGCAAAUGGGAAGUCGAUUAGGAAGUCCGUGGUAAGGACUUGGCGUUUGCGUUUGACGUUUAGAGUUCGGUUGUUAAUCGUCUAACAUUAAUUGUAGCAUGUGCGGAUAGCUCAGCUUGCGUUCUAUAAUUCCUUGGUGGAGGUGUUAUGGUUCUACGGGAUAACGUUUUGCGGGCCUCUCCGUUCAAUUCUUGUGUUUGAACAGAGCCCGACUGUAAUGUUUGCCGCUGUGACGGCAUUGAUAGGAGUUAAUGGAUCCACCUCAAAGACUCGUGGAGUAUGGGGAAUAAUUUUUGGCUUCUUGAUACUCUUCUUUAUGGACGAGGAUUCUACAGUUGAACUGAAUCACUGUAAGACUAGUUAUUCUUCUUGCUUGAACUAAAUUAUUAUUAUUGUUUUAGCGGAGGCCCACAAGCAUCAAGGGGGUCUAAAUCACAUGUUCUAUCAUGUCCUCAGUUGGUUUGGUAUUUCUGACCAUAAGGGCGGAGUGGUCGUUCUAUUAUUUACAUUAUUCUUGAAGAUGGGAUAUGACUCUCAAUUCAGACAUGUGGCUGUGGAGAUUGGAGGUUCGAAAAGACUGCAUGCGAUGGUAUCCGUGAUGUCAGGGCUAUUCUUAACGCCAUUUGCGGUUUUUUCGAUACUAUUAUCAAGUGUAAGGUUACCCUAUUCACAUUUAUUUUAUGGAUAGUUGUAUACUGUGUUAUUGUUUUAGUCCCACAUCGACGGCUUCUUCUCUUUCCUCGUUGUUUCUUUUAUUGCAGCAGCUUUCUUAUUUGUUAUUGACUUCAAUACCGAGCAAAUAUGUUUCAAAGUAAGUUUUUUGCCGCCACGACUUUUCGGGUCAACGCCAGUUUGAGUCGGCGAUACUUUGGGUUGCCUUGCAUGAUUGGAGGCUAGGAGAAGACUUUGUUUACAGAAAAAAUAAGAUUGAGGUGGAAAAUCGUGAAUUGGGGGAAAAGGACGAUUGAGGAAAAUCAAUUGGGGAAACUGUAAAGUAUUAUUUUUCUUCGACGAGAGAGUCGAAAUUAGGAUAACCGAUGGCGCUGAUUUCGCAGAUGACAUUCAUUUUUUUAUCGUUACUGUUUUGCUUAAUUAGUACUGUAAAGCAGUAAUUUUUUUUAACCCUUUUUACAACACUCGAUUUAGGGGUUUUCGAUGGUUCGAUGGUGCUGAAUUCAAAUCAAAAAAAUUAACGAAAACGUUCAAAACAUUACUGCUUUACAGUACUACUUAAAUAAAAUAGUAACGAUAAAAAAUGAAUGUCAUUUUCGAAAUCAGCGCCAUCGGUUAUCCUAAUUUUGACACUUACAUCUAAAAAAUAGUGCUUUUCAGUUUCUCCAAUCAUUGGUCCCGGAUCAGGUCUUAUUGUUAGAAUAGUUUAUCACCACCAAUCUUCAUUUGUUUUGACCUUGUCUAUUUUACAAUAGCGCAGGGGCAAGAAAACUAUAGUUGUUAGUUUUCUUGAUAAAAUUUAAAAAAAGGUCAUAUUGAAACUUCUGUCCUACAACUUUUGCGAGUCUCCUGUCGUCGACCCGAAAAGUCGGGAUGUGAUUUUUUUUCUUUUGCACAUCUUUUUUUUAGCACGAUCCAGAUCCGGUAAUGACGGCAGCCAGGUGGUCUCCCAUCACCAUGUUCGUGUGCUCGUUUAUCAUCUCCUGGUUGUGGUAUGCACGAGAGACUGUGGCCAUAAGCGAUCAUCCUCUUUCCGCUGGGGUCUUUUUAACGACAGUCCUGUUUUGCUUUGGUAUGUUAAAAUGAGCUAAAUUAAUUUGUCCUUUAGCAUCACUGUCGAUAACGUCAUCGAAGGAAAAGGCUCCAAGAGGUGGGCAUUAUAUUGGACUAUCAAAUGAUGGGAAACCUUUAUAUAGUUAUGGAGAGGCAUUCUUGAAAAAGACUUCAAAGUAAGUAUUACUAUUAUUACCUAAUUCUCUUAGAUCCAUUCUGCAUUUUUGUCAGGAGACGAUGAAGGAGAUCCUGGACAACUCUGACUCGAGGAGGAUCUUUUACUUUUUAUGCGCAAAUCUGGUAACUUGUUACUUUUUUUCUGUUAGAAGUUAACAUCGAUCAUGGAAUAAUGGUAACUUUCAGGCAUUUUGUGGUGUUGAAUUUCUCUAUGGAUUCUUAACCAACAGUCUCGGCUUGAUCUCUGAUGGAUUCCAUAUGUUAUUCGACUGCCUCUCCUUAGUGAUGGGUCUGGUCGCUUCAGUUGCUUCAAGAUGGAUAUCAAACCGGACAUAUUCUUUCGGCUACGGACGUGUGGAAGUUCUCUCCGGGUUUAUCAAUGCCAUGUUCUUGAGUGUGAUCGCUUUUUUCAUCUUCUUAGAAGCCGUUGGUCGUUUAUAUUCGCCUCCAGAUAUCAACACCGACAAGUUAAUGGUGGGUCAAGUUUAUUUAUUGCAUCUUCUCUGCUUUAGUUAGUUGCCGUUGCCGGGCUUUUGAUCAAUAUUUAUGGAAUGUAUGCCUUUCACGGAGAUCACGGCCAUUCGCAUGGCGGUGGUGAUCACGGCCAUAGUCAUCAUGGUCAUUCUCAUGGAGGAAAUGCGAACAUGCAGGGAGUCUUCCUCCAUGUUUUGGCAGAUACUCUCGGCAGUGUGUUUGUCAUCAUCAGCACUUUAUUUCUGCAAUAUUUUGGAUGGAAAUGGGUAGAUCCACUGUGUUCUUUGGUGUUAUCCCUCCUCAUUGGCAGUUCUGUGUUCCCAUUACUUAAGUCAUCUGGAUCAGUUCUUUUACAGUGUAUCCCCGAUGAAAUCGAAGAAGAAGUAGAUCAUGUCUAUGAUGAGGUAAAAUUAGGUCUCCAUGAUGACUUGGUUAUAGAUCCUCAAUGUAAAUGGAGUGAAGUCACUAUCCGACUUCCAUUUAUGGCAAUUGAAAUCAGAAGCCAACGUUGCUACCAUCUGUAUUCAAGUGUACGAUAAUAUGGACGAGGAGGAGAUACGAUACAUUGUCAGACAAAUCAUGAAACGCUACGGCGUUCAGCAAAUGACAAUCCAAGUGGAAAAGACUUUGUUCGAGACGAGAGUGCAAUCCAGAAUCCCUGGCUACAGAAGGGUAGGAUUAGUGGACCGGAGUUCCUUCAUCCCCAGCGCCAAUCAUUCCCAUAGUCAUGGCAUUGAUCAUGGCCAUAGUCAUUCUGAUGUAGCCCAUGGUCAUAGUCAUCACGGACAAGAGACGUGUCAGAACGGAUCUCUUACUCAACAUCAUCACGGUCAUUAG
This is a messenger RNA of Bursaphelenchus xylophilus (pine wood nematode), 3500 nucleotides long. Lineage: Eukaryota; Metazoa; Nematoda; Chromadorea; Rhabditida; Aphelenchoididae. The record is from the annotation of a GenBank genome assembly.